UUUAUAUCUUUUUGAUAAUAGCUCACAAUUUUUAUUUUGUACUCGAUUGAUUGUACGAAGUUAACGAUGAAUUGAUAAGAUAUAAUGCUGACAAAACACGAAUGAGUACACACAUUUAUAUAUAUUCAUUUAAUAUCUAUAUAUAGUGCUUCUGUUUAAACGUUCCUUUAUAUAUAAUUAUUACAUAGCUGUAUGAUUUGAUCUUGCACUGAACUCAGAUUAGUUACUAUAGUUUUAUACGUAACACUUUUAUACAUGCGUUGCAUCCGCCAUUAUCCUGGUUAUUCAGUUACAUUUGAUAACCACUGAUAUUUUAUUUUUUUCCCAAUCUCACUGCCGGAGCCAUAGCUACAGUAUGGACUUGUAUAAAUGUAUCUUUCGUAAUCUUCUCCGUAAAUGACGCUAUAAUGUCUGACGUCAAAUUGACUGUUACAUUCAUUGACACAUUGACACGUUCAUUGAUGGCACAAUCAUAUCAAUUGUAUAUUUUUUGCCUAUAGCAAAUGGGAUUACAGUAACUUGUGAGAAAGACAUUCUGUUAGAAUUUCGAUCUUCACUCGUUGAAAUAAAAAGAAAGACUGAUCCAGUAAUUAUCAAAGUCAAUCAUGUGAAAAUGUUUAAGUGUUAAAACGUUUAAUUACAAUUAUUUUAAAUUUCCCGCGCAUUACGAUCUUGGUAAUGUUAAACUAUCGUUUAAAUAUUAAUUUGUUAUAUUCCAUGUACAUUAUAAGGAUUGUUUAAAUAAUUAGAAAAUUAUCCAAAGUAUUAAUUUCUAAGCUUUCGCGUUUAAAAAGAUAGAGACUCGAUGUUCACUCGUAGAAAUACAAAAGAAAAUUAAUUCGGUACAAUUAAACUAUAUAGAUCACAAUUUGGAAGUAUUUCGAUUAUCUAGAAAGUUUUAAGAAAUCACUAGUGGUAAAUAAAUACCUAUGAAAAAAGACGCUUAAAGUAAUGCGACUAGAGUGCCCUCUAAGCGGAAACUAUAGAUAAGUAGAGCACGUGUGGUUUAUUCUUCCAUAUUCGAUUAAUCAUUUAGAUACUCAGUUUACAUGUGUCUGUGAAAGCGGAUUAAAGUUCGUUGUUACACGUUACACUGUGCGGAAUUUAUUGAAUCCUACGCUACGUUAUAAAUUGUUUCGUCGAACGUGUAAGAUUCCUCAGUGAAGCGAUUUAGAAUAUUAAUCGCCGAGAGGGUAGAUUAUUGAUAUUUCAUAUAUCAUAUAUAUCUUAUAUAUUUAAUUUUAAUUGUCAUAGAAAUAAAAAUGGAAGAAGUUAAUCCAAAAGCAUAUCCCUUAGCAGAUGCAGCUCUAACCGCUAAAAUUUUAAAUCUUGUAAAACAAGCUGUCGAUUAUCAGCAAUUAAGGAAGGGUGCGAAUGAAGCAGCGAAAACUUUAAAUCGUGGCCUUUCAGAAUUUAUUGUAAUGGCUGCAGAUGCUACACCACUAGAAAUUCUCUUGCAUUUACCAUUGUUAUGCGAAGAUAAGAAUGUACCUUAUGUCUUCGUCCGUAGUAAACAAGCUUUAGGUCGUGCUUGCGGAGUAUCCAGGCCAGUUGUGGCCUGUUCUGUUACAGUUAAUGAAGGAUCUCAAUUGAAGCCACAAAUACAAGCUAUACAACAACAAAUAGAACGUCUAUUGGUUUAAAUUAGAUCUCUGUUCAUUGUACAAUCAUAUUCAAUUCAAGCAUCGAUUUUCUGACUUGCUUGCGUAAGAACAGAUAUUUUUGUCACAUGUGCCUCAUUUACUUGUCUGAUGUAACAGUAAUUAUUAAUCGUAUUGAAAUUUUCAAUAAACAAUAGCAAAAUUCUCUUUGAUCUUCGAAACUAGUAUAGAUUUUUUAAGAUAUACACAUUUUCUCUUUGUAUAUACAGUAUUAGACAUUAAUGGCCGUUGAAGUGGUUCUUUUAACAUUUCAAAUUAUAUAAAUAAUUUAGAAUAACUUCAUAAGAACAUUAUUUCACUUUUAAAUAUUUCAGAAUUAAAAUAUAUCUAAUAAAAGUACUUUUCUCAGAGAUCAUUUUUUAGUUUUUGGAUUUAUUUAAGAAAAUAAUAUGUUUAUUUUUAGAUAAUAAUUUUAUUUUUAUUUCUAUAUUAUCAAUAUAAAUAAAUAAUUACAUUUUGUUAUAGUGGGAAUAAAAAAUUAUUAGUUAAAACAAGGUAGCACGUUUAAAGUCCAAUUAUCGUGCCAACGAAUAUCCUGAAAUUUAAGCAAUUCAUUUUGAAAUUUUUUAUGAAUCUUUUUUUGUGAUUCAUUAACGGGAAAUUGUAGAAACCAUGAUUUCAACUGUGCAGCCAAUUCUUUUUCAUUUGAGAAAACAUAACUAUUUUCAUUGUCUUUCACCAGUUCUGAUAAACUAAAAAAAUUAUAAUCAAUUAUAAUGAAAUUGUAUUAUUUGAUCAUAUACAUAUGCAUACACGUGUAUGCGUAUAAUAGAUACCAUGCAAAAUUAUAUGCGCAAACGGGAAGGCCACAUCCAAACAUAUCAACCACUUUCAUUGGUAAAUCUAAUCCACUGGAAGAUGUAUGAAGACAUAUACCUAAAUCUGCACUAGCUAUAGAAAAUAUUAAAUUUUGAAAAUAAUUAACUUCAUCUUAAGAGAUCGUAAAAUAAUUUUUUCUAUCAUGUAAUAUUUCAACAGACCCAACAUUUUGGGAUAUUCUUCAUUCUCAAGCCACGGCAUGAUAAUUGUAACAUGUUUCCAUUCCUUUAAAUUUAUAAUGGAAGUAUAAAAUUCUUUGAAGGGUCCUUUACCCGUUAUUACACAUAACAAAUCUGAUAGAUGUGCAUCCUUCUCAUCACAAGCACUUUCGUAUUCUACAAUUAAAAAGAACAUGAAGAACUAUAUAAUGGUAUAUAUAUUAAAAUAUUAUAUUAAGUACUAUCCAAAAAUGUACCUUGUAAAGCAUUUAUAAGAAUUGAAAAAUCCUCAUCUUCUGUCCAACUUGAGCUGGAUAUAAUGAAGCCUGGUCUUACAGAUAAUAAAUUUACAUUUUCUGCUGUA
This is a messenger RNA of Vespula vulgaris, 3002 nucleotides long. RefSeq names its product NHP2-like protein 1 (gene hoip). NCBI's taxonomy places the organism in Eukaryota, Metazoa, Arthropoda, Insecta, Hymenoptera, Vespidae. The record is from RefSeq and is a predicted model, not a curated record. The transcript has 3 exons. Gene Ontology annotation, cellular component: nucleolus; small-subunit processome; precatalytic spliceosome. The coding region runs from base 1263 to 1643 and encodes 126 amino acids. Gene Ontology annotation, biological process: ribosome biogenesis; mRNA splicing, via spliceosome; maturation of SSU-rRNA. Gene Ontology annotation, molecular function: RNA binding.